Molecule: messenger RNA, 1332 nt
Organism: Zingiber officinale
Lineage: Eukaryota; Viridiplantae; Streptophyta; Magnoliopsida; Zingiberales; Zingiberaceae
Exons: 8
Coding region: 202-1029 (275 amino acids)
Biological process (GO): potassium ion transport; proton transmembrane transport
Cellular component (GO): mitochondrial inner membrane
Source: RefSeq, a predicted model, not a curated record
AAGUCGUCGGAUCAUACGGACUCCGACUCUUGAACCGACCGGCCGGUCUCCACAGCAGAAGCGCGCCGCCUUCCCUUCCGCCGACAGAUCGUUGCACGCCGUCCCCGGCGAUCUGCUCCGCUAGGGUUUGCUACUCUUCGAUACAGUCCGGGUUCAGAAUCCCGAAUUCUUGGUGGGUCCGGGUGGUGAUUAUCUGGGAGCAUGAGAGCUCGACUGGUGGUCUUCCCGGUCAAGGGGAGGAAUUGGUGCUUCGGACUCUCCAAUGAGGCUGCCUCUGGCGCCGACGCUUCGUUGCAGCCAGUGCCUACACUGCGGGAUCUCUGGAAAAGGAUCUCUUCCGAUGGCGGCCGCUCUGCCCAGGCGAGAGCAGAGUUCGUCGUCGAUUUUAUCGCCGAUAAAAUGAAUCGCGCAUGGAUUGGUCUUGAAAAGGCUCCAGCUGGAACCCUAAAGAGCAGAUUACACAGUUUAGGGUCGCGGCUGUUAUCGGGAGUAAAGCCUUCAGAGAUAUUUUUGAAGUCUGUUUCUAAAGACAUUAAACAAGUGGAAGUAACAUACCCUGCGAAUCUAAACCCACGUUUUGUACGUCGAAGAUUGCGUCAUAUAGCUAUGAGGGGAUGUGCAGUCCACAGGAGAUUUUUGUAUGGUUCUAUUGCUUUACUUCCAGCUAUAUCUGUUUUCAGUAUUCUACCAUUGCCUAACGUACCUUUCUUCUGGGUUUUGUUUCGUGCUUAUUCUCAUUGGAGAGCUCUCAAGGGAAGUGAGAGACUUAUGCUACUGGUUUCAGAUAAUUCAAAAUCAUGGAGUUCACUAAAUUCCACUAAGAAAGGAAGUGGACACGGCGAUGAUUUAAACACCAGCUAUGAAGAUGCUCUCUCACCUCCGUGGUUUUUGCAACCGUCUAAAGAUCUGGAGAGACUUUUGAAUGGGCAAGUUAUCAAUGACGGCAUCAGUUGUUCCUCUCUCUCUAUCAUCUGCCAAACAUAUGACCUCGAUAUGAAUGUCAUUAAGAAGUACAAAAAUGCUCAGUAGUAUCAAGGUCGAUUCUUUUGUUCGAGCUGAAAAACUUACUGAAGCUCACGUCUAAAGCUCCGGCGAGAUUCCUGGAACAAGUUAGGAGCAUAUUCUGCAUUGUCAGGCGCAUGUUCUUGGAUAUCUUCAAGUUACAAUUUUGUGCCUCUCCUAGUUUCGCUUUGUACUAUGUUUCAAAUUUUAAAACUUGGUUUCGAUGUCCUUUCCCUGAACUUGUUAGGGUAGGGGGCAUAAUUUCUCUACUUUGUUGUUAUUAUUAUUAUUAUUAUUAUUUUAAAAAAAUUGUUCAUUUUUUCUACAGAA